CGUCUAUACACGCACCUUACAUUUUCUCGCGUUCAUAUGCUUCAGUUCCUCGUUUGCACCGGGAUGCGCGACUGAGUACAAUCAUUUGUCGCUCCCUCAGAUCUGCGUGCCUAGGCACAGCUCUCCAGAGUAGAGCAUCUCGAUUGUCAAUAUGGCGACAAGCAAGGAAACUGGAGCACUUAUCACAGGUGCUCUGGGACUCUCCAUUGUCGCUGCGAGCACAGCACCAGCUCUUAUCAGCAUUGCGACUCGUUUCUCGCCAAAAGCUCGUCGUCGCGCAUCGGAGGCUGUAGAAAUUCUCUAUGAAGAUCAAGAUGGAGCUGCUACACCAGAGUCGGUCCAAGCUUUCACAGAUAAACUGCAGAGAGCGUCCAUCGCCGCUCUCACUGUCAUUGGCUUCUUCACCUCACUGGCUAUCGCAAUGCUCACGACUAGAAAAGGGCCUGAGUCGUAUCUAAUUGAGGCAUGGCUCCAGGUUGGAAUAUGGGGAUUUCAUACAAUCCAUGCGAUUGCACUCUUUGUUGAGCCUUGUCCGAAAAAGCGCUUCUCACUAGGCGGUCAUGCAUUUAUUGCCAGUAUCAUCACCAUUGCAAUACCAUGUAUAGAAGCUGUCUUACUGUGGUCUCACGGUCCUCAUGAACUGCGCGACAAGGAAUUCAUAGCACUGUUCUGCACAUAUAUUGCUGUUGCGCUCAUCAGGGCUCUCCUUACUGUCAGCUUGCCUCGACGUCCUGAUGUCUUCAGAAAUGGGAAGAUUGUCGACAGGGAGCAUACUACCUCAAUUAUCGGCAGAUACGCGUUCUUCUGGGUCGACUCCAUCCUGGCAUUCGCUAUCAAGAACAGAGGUCUCUCCAUUAGCGACCUGCAUGAGCUGAACUCCGAGAUACGAUCAAGAAGUCUGCGCGAGAAGCUCGAGAAAGCGAAGGGAUCCCAUCGCCUGUGGAAAGCCAUCAUCGUCGCCAACUUUGGCGGAUUCACUCAGCAGUUGGCGCUUGCAGGAGUAAUCUCCGUGUUGAGCUUCGCGCCGCAGAUCGCGCUCCUGGGAAUCCUGAGGUCAUUAGAAGCCCGCGGAACUGAGUCGUGGAAUUCUUACGUCUCUUGGUUUUGGGUAUUUGCACUGGGGUUUUUGAUGGUUAUCACCACUGGUUUUGAACAAUGGCUAUUCUGGAUCAUACAGAGUCGGGUCGGACUCCCCAUAACGGAAGGGCUUGCCGCUGUGACAUUUGCCAAAUCUAUGCGCCGAAAGGACGUAAAGCAGACGAAGAAAUCUCGAGAAACAAAGCAGGCCGAUUCGGAACUUCCAGAGGAGGCGUCUGACCAGGAUUAUGCCAAUAAACAGGCAGCGGCGACAGACGAUGAUGAUGACAGCGAUGAACAGAAAUCUCGCCAGAGCACCGUGAACCUUGUUGCAGUUGACUCCAAGCGUAUCUGGGACUUCUCCACGUACUGGUACAUGAUACCGCAGGCAAUACUCAAGCUGUUAGUUGCUUGUGGCUUCCUUAGCAGGCUGAUCGGUUGGCGCAGUCUCCUUUCAGGACUCGCUGUAACCAUCGUGGUAACUCCCAUCAACAUUAUCGCAUCAAAGAAGUAUACAUCGACACAAACCGAACUCAUGAAAUACCGGGACCAGAAGAUGGCUGUGGUGAACGAGGUCUUGAUGGGCAUACGACAGAUCAAGUUUUCUGCUUUGGAAGCCCAGUGGCAUGCUAAGGUCUCAGCCAUCCGUAACAUCGAGCUGGGGGCACAGUGGACUGCCUUCCUCUGGGACGUGGUGCUUCUUUCUAUCUGGAUUCUCGGCCCGAUUAUGCUAUCCGCGGUCUCCUUGACCGUAUACGCCUGGAUCCAUGGUGGCCUCACGGCAUCGGUCGCUUUCACUGCAAUGGCAUUAUUUGGCGCUCUAGAAUCGUCCUUGGCUGUUUUACCGGAGAUGAUCGCGAACGGUCUUGAGGCCUGGGUCAGUCUCGUCCGUAUCGAAAAGUACCUCGAUUCGCCAGAGAAGAAGAUUACCACAAUUCCAGCGGAUCACGUUGCCUUCGAAGAAGCGGCCAUCGCAUGGCCUACGGAUGAGGAGGUUGACCCUGAAGAUCGUUUUGUACUAAGAAAUGUCAACCUGACUUUCCCAACCAAGGGCUUUAGUGUCAUAGCUGGUAAGACAGGCUCUGGGAAGAGUCUGCUCCUUGCUUCGAUUCUGGGAGAAUGCGAUAUCCUAGAAGGCGCUAUUAAAGUUCCAGUACCUCCAGCUCUUGAGGACCGAUUUGAUGACCGUGCUACACCUGCCAAUUGGAUCAUUGAUUCUGCAAUUGCGUAUGUGGCUCAGAUCCCUUGGAUCGAGAAUGCGAGUAUCAAAGACAACAUUCUCUUCGGAUUGCCCUACGAUGCGCGACGCUACAAAAGAGUGCUAUUUGCCUGUGCCCUGGAAAAGGACCUUGAUAUGCUUCCUGACGGUGACAUGACCGAUAUCGGUGCCAAUGGAAUUAAUCUCAGCGGUGGUCAGCGAUGGCGAAUUUCGUUUGCAAGGGCAUUGUACUCCAGGGCGGGAAUUCUGGUAAUGGAUGACCUUUUCAGCGCUUUGGAUGCUCACACAGGUCGACACUUGUACGAACAUGCCGUUACAGGUGAGCUAGGUACCGGGCGCACCAGGAUCCUUGUAACUCACCAUGUUGGGCUAUGCCUUCCUCGCACCGACUAUCUUGUUUUUCUCGAAGAUGGAACAGUCAAACAAGCUGGCACUGUGAGCGACCUGAGAGAGUCAGAUAACUUUACCGAUAUCUUAUCUCAUGAACAUGAAGAAGAAACAAUCGAGGAAGUGGCAGAGGAUAACGGCGAUAUCCUGGACGCGGAGGAAUCCACACUGCAAAAAGUCAUCUCGAACAGAUCACAAAGAAGGGAUUCCAUCACUGCGAAUGGAGAUAGUGACUCGAAGCGACCAACACCAAGGAAGUUCGUUGAGGAUGAGAAACGAGAAACAGGAUCUAUCAAGCUUGAGGUGUACAAGGCGUAUUUCAAGACCGCUGGCCGUAUACCCUUCUGGGUAUUUGUCGUACUUCUAUACGUCAGCUAUGUCGUGUUGAUCAUCGGACGGUCUUGGUGGGUCAAUAUCUGGACGAGCUCCUCCUCUACAAAAUCCCGCCAACAGGGCUAUCUUUCGGUCGCGCAGUCACAACCGGAACAACACCUUCUAACGGCCUACCAGGCAGCCGAAGGGGUUACCUUAGCAGGCACUGAUGACGAUCUCUUAUUUUACCUGGGCAUCUACGUAGGCUUGUCCGUACUAAUAUGCAUUGUCGGGUCACUACGUUAUUAUUUCAUUCUGGGCGCAGGGAUUCGAGCAUCUAGGAACCUCUUCCAGGACCUCGCUUACGCUGUUCUCCGUGCACCGCUCCGAUGGCUUGAUACUGUCCCUGUUGGCCGUAUACUCAAUCGCUUUACCGCUGACUUCCACAUGAUUGAUUCCAGACUGGGCUACGACAUCGGCCUCACAGCAUACCGGGUGCUUGAUGUCCUUGGUGUUAUUGUUGCUGGCGUCCUAGUCUCACCGUUUGUAAUGCUCUUCGCUGCUUUACUUCUUGGAGUUUGUCUCCGAUAUGCAUUCAUGUACUUGGCGGGAGCGAGAGAAGUAAAGCGACUGGAGAGCAACGCUAAGAGUCCUAUUUACGAACAAUUUGGCUCCGCUCUUAUCGGUCUUGGGACUAUCCGUGCAUUUGGCAAAACCUCGACGUAUCUCGAACGGAUGUAUGCAAAAAUUGAUGCCCAUUGUCAGGCUUGGUGGUAUCUAUGGCUAUUCAAUCGAUGGCUAAGCUGGCGUAUGAACAUGGUUGGUGCACUGUUUGCGACAGUCACGGCGGCCUUGGUGGUAUCGAUCCCAAGCAUAAGUGCUUCUCUGGCAGGCUUCGCACUCAGUUUCGCGCUACAAUACACGGUCUCCAUUUCUAUGGCACUUCGGAUGUAUUCCAACCUCGAGCUCGACAUGAAUGCUGUUGAAAGAGUCACUGAAUACUCCAAUAUUACCAUCGAGGACCAGGGAGGAGACGAUGCCCCUGCCGCAUGGCCGACAGAAGGUCGUGUCGAAGUUGAGGACCUUGUCGUUGGCUAUGCCCCCGAUCUCCCACCUGUUCUGAAGGGGCUCAGUUUCACCGUCGAGACAAAUCAGAGAGUGGGAGUCGUCGGGCGUACAGGCGCCGGAAAGUCAUCUCUCACGCUGGCUUUAUUCCGCUUCCUGGAAGCACGCGAAGGUCACAUCUACAUCGAUGGCCUUGACGUAUCGAAAAUCAAACUGCAUGACUUGCGGAGCAGACUAGCCAUUAUCCCACAAGAUCCCGUUCUUUUCUCGGGUACAAUCAGGACUAAUCUUGACCCGUUCAGCCAAUAUGGUGACGGUGAGCUAUAUGAUGCUCUGGAGCGUGUCCAUCUGAUUUCUAGAAACGAAGACGGAACUAUAAUUUCGUCCACCAACAGCCCCGGUCAUACAGGAGGCACUACUACGCCAGUGGGAACUGGCCCAUCAUCAACGACCGGAAAAAACGCCAAUAUAUUCGCUUCACUGUCCUCUCCUAUCUCCGAGGGAGGCCUGAAUCUGUCCCAAGGACAACGCCAGCUUCUCUGUCUUGCUCGAGCCAUCGUAUCUCGCCCCAAGGUCAUGGUCCUUGACGAGGCCACCUCUGCCGUCGAUAUGUCGACGGACGCGUUGAUCCAACAAUCCAUUCGUUCAGAAUUUGGCCGCAAUUCUACGAGUCUCCUCGUCAUUGCUCACCGUUUGAGCACAAUCGUCGACUUCGACCGCAUCCUAGUCAUGGAUGCCGGCAAGGCGGUUGAAUUCGGUAGUCCGCGAGAGCUGAUGGAGAUUGAAGGUGGUGUAUUCAGGAGUCUGGUGGAGGACUCUGGGGAGAGACGUGUCUUGGAGGGUAUUAUCUUUGGCGAGCAGAGCACAGAGCAGAAUGCAGAGGAGGAGGAGGAGGACGCAGAGUAGAUGUCACCACGCGGGCUUGGGGAUUGUUGAUAUUACUACAGAAAGUGCAGAAACCAAAAAAAAAAAAAAAAAAAAAAAAAUGGGAGGGGCAAAAUGAUUGGCGAUGUGGGAGUUCAUAUAAUUUAUGUAAUUACUUUACGAAUAUAGGUCAGGAUAUAGAUGCAACGGUCUCGGGAUGUCGAACCCCUUUCCUUGACUAUUAUAUUGAGAAUGAGAAUAUGAAGGUUUGAAAAUUUCCUG
This is a messenger RNA of Paecilomyces variotii, 5206 nucleotides long. RefSeq lists its product as hypothetical. NCBI's taxonomy places the organism in Eukaryota, Fungi, Ascomycota, Eurotiomycetes, Eurotiales, Thermoascaceae. The transcript has 3 exons. Gene Ontology annotation, molecular function: ATP binding; ABC-type transporter activity; ATP hydrolysis activity. Bases 152 to 4966 code for a protein of 1604 amino acids. The record is from RefSeq and is a predicted model, not a curated record. Gene Ontology annotation, biological process: transmembrane transport. Gene Ontology annotation, cellular component: membrane.